AUUCCCGUCUCCACUCCCGGUGGGUGUAAAAUUCUCCUUGGGGUCUGUGAUUGUCAUCGGAAAAAUCCCAAUAGAGCGACGGCAAUGGCGGACGUCUCACCGCAACCGAGCCGAUCGAGGGAUCUUGACAAGCUCCUUCUUAGGCCUGGUAAUCUCGUUGGUCCCAGGUUCGAACCUGGCCCUGAGAUGAGAGAUGACCUUCAGACUUACGCCAGAGUGUUAGUAGUAGGGGCAGGCGGGUUGGGAUGUGAGCUGUUGAAAGAUUUAGCACUAACUGGUUUUCGAAACUUGGAGGUCAUAGAUAUGGAUCGUAUAGAGGUUACUAAUCUCAAUCGUCAAUUCUUGUUUAGGCUUGAAGAUGUUGGCAAACCAAAAGCUGAGGUAGCGGCCAAGCGUGUCAUGGAAAGAAUCAGUGGUGUAAAUAUUGUACCUCAUUUUUGCCGGAUUGAAGACAAGGACAUAUCUUUUUAUAAUGAUUUCAACAUUAUUGCCCUCGGUCUUGAUUCAAUUGAGGCUCGCAGCUACAUCAAUUCUGUGGCUUGCAGUUUUCUAGAGUAUGAUUCUGACGAUAAUCCACGAGAAGAGACAAUCAAACCUAUGGUAGAUGGUGGAACUGAAGGUUUCAAGGGCCAUGCUAGGGUUAUCUUGCCAGGGAUCACACCAUGCUUUGAGUGUACAAUCUGGCUUUUCCCGCCUCAAGUGAAGUUUCCUUUAUGCACCCUUGCUGAAACCCCUAGAACAGCUGCUCAUUGUAUUGAAUAUGCACAUUUGAUUAAAUGGAAUGAGGUUCAUGGUGCAACAGCAUUUGAUCCAGAUAACCCUGAGCAUAUGAAAUGGGUCUACGAUGAGGCUUUAAAGAGAGCUGAGCUUUUUGGCAUUCCAGGAGUUACUUAUUCUCUUACCCAGGGUGUUGUGAAGAACAUCAUUCCAGCUAUAGCUUCCACCAAUGCAAUUAUAUCUGCUGCAUGUGCACUGGAAACACUGAAGAUUGCAACAGAGUGCAGCAAAACUUUGUCCAAUUAUUUAACGUACAAUGGAACACAAGGCGUCCAUACUAAAGUCACGGAAUUCGAGAGGGAUAAAGAGUGCCUUGUGUGUGGUCCUGGUGUACUUAUUGAAGUGGAGCCUUCAGUCACAUUGCAGAAGUUCAUUGAUCUUCUGGAAGAACAUCCUAAGUUGAGGUUAUCACGAGCCAGUGUCUCGCAUCGGGGAAAAAAUCUGUACAUGCAAGCGCCACCUGUAUUGGAAGAAAUGACUCGAUCAAAUCUGAGCCUAACUCUUUUCAAUCUGAUGGGUAAACCAUCCAGGGAUAUUGUUCAUGUGAAUGGUACAGCCACCACGAACGACCAAAAAGUCUCCUGCCUGAGAAAAUUAUCAGUUGUUUUCAAGGGAAUUGAUGGUGUUACAGAUAUGGACACAGCAGGAGGAGCAUAAUUUUGCAUCAAGGGUUUACAAAACAUGAAAGGUUUAUGAGAUUUGAGAGAUCAUGGCAGAUUGCUAGUAUUGUUGAGGCAGAGAUAAUUAUGAAAAAGGAUCUGAGCGUAAUGAUAUUUCUCUGUAAGAAUCAAAUAACUCCUCAAUGUGGUUAUUCAAUUCAAAACCAUAUUGAUCUAAAUAGCCAUGUGGUUUGAUUAUUCGACCCUCGUGGAUAAAAUUAACGUAGAUUGGCCCAACCUCAUGAACAUUUCUCAGUUUCUUUCUGCAGAUUUGUUGCCCCCGGAUCAUAGCCUACUGGUUAAUUUCAUUUUCUCACAUAUGCUUAAUUAUAUUGAUGUAGCUCUGGUACAUCGUGGAUUUAACUUUUAGCUUAAAUUUU
Messenger RNA from Neltuma alba, 1816 nucleotides. RefSeq names its product NEDD8-activating enzyme E1 catalytic subunit-like. Bases 85 to 1434 code for a protein of 449 amino acids. Gene Ontology annotation, cellular component: cytoplasm; nucleus. The transcript has 9 exons. The record is from RefSeq and is a predicted model, not a curated record. NCBI's taxonomy places the organism in Eukaryota, Viridiplantae, Streptophyta, Magnoliopsida, Fabales, Fabaceae. Gene Ontology annotation, molecular function: NEDD8 activating enzyme activity. Gene Ontology annotation, biological process: protein neddylation.